Molecule: messenger RNA, 3505 nt
Organism: Aethina tumida (small hive beetle)
Lineage: Eukaryota; Metazoa; Arthropoda; Insecta; Coleoptera; Nitidulidae
Gene: AdamTS-B
Product: A disintegrin and metalloproteinase with thrombospondin motifs 7
Exons: 14
Coding region: 438-3377 (979 amino acids)
Biological process (GO): proteolysis; extracellular matrix organization
Cellular component (GO): extracellular matrix
Molecular function (GO): metalloendopeptidase activity
Source: RefSeq, a predicted model, not a curated record
ACUGAGGGCCCCGUACCGGAUUAUCUUGGCCGGUAGAUCAGUCUCGCUCGACAUAGACAUUGACUUCAAUCGGCCAUCUCUAUAAAUUCUCUUAUUAAAACAGUUGUACACGCGUAACCAGUGCUACAUUACAGGUGCCUUAGGUGGUUCGUUUUUAUUUCAGUGUUGUGUGUGUCUCGUCCCGGUGACCUUGAUGCCGCCUGCAUUUAUGUGCGUGUCCAUUUGGUAGCUCGGUCUCGUAUAUCUAAAUUAGAUUCCGCACUGGCGCAACUAAAAACCAUCCAUUCAAAAAUAUUUUAAUGUGCCAGUUUAACUGACGAGACAUUGUGUACUAUCAAUAUAAUUUAAUGCAAGUGUAAUGGGAUUUGAGUUAAGUUACUGAUACAAUUUUAAAGUGUGUGUAUAUGUGUAGUGGCUGUUUAUUAGAACAACCAUAAAUGAACAGAACGAUGGGCCCCAUUCAGAUGGGGUCCUUACAACUUAUACUAAGCUUGAUGAUGACAAUUGGAUAUACCCGAAGUUUGUCAACACAUCAAGGUCUGUAUUCAGGAACUAUUUUAUCAGCACAUUCAUCCUACCCACGAAAGGUAUCUGCCGAGGGCCAUCACAUCUCACACGAUCUGACUAGCUUCCACGAUACGGAUGCAAAUUCUGUGCACUACAAUGUUUCGGUAACAAAUGACACUUAUCACCUAUUAGUACUUAAACCCAGCAAACACUUCUUAUCGCCUGGUUUGAUGAUUGAACGACGUAAGAGGGAUGUGCAUACAAGAUAUAGACCUAAACGUGAAGUGCAUGGAUGUCACUACUAUGGAGUGGUCCACGGACAACCAAAUUCAAGAGUUGCAGUGUCUACUUGUAACGGACUUACGGGUAUUAUACAUAUAGAAAAUGGAAAAUUUUAUAUAGAGCCGGCAUAUCAUCCAACAAAAACUAUAAAGCCAGGACAUAAACAUUUAGUGUAUAAGAGAUCUGCAGUAGUUACAAGUUAUCCAAAAAAGAAGCGAAGGAAAAAAAGAAGGGGACAUUUAAAUUGUGGCACUCGAGAUCCUAAAAAAAUGACUCAACUGGAAUGGCAAAAACAACUUGGGAAAGUUAAAGUUCAAGAAAAGAAAUCCAAACAUAAGCACAAAGUUCAAAUAACUGGUAUUGAGGAGUCUCAACUGAAAAAGCAUAAGUACAGGAAAGUCGAGACACGAGGCAAAAGAUCUGUGAGCAAUCCUCAUUAUGUAGAAACGCUUCUUGUCGCAGAUCAUAGCAUGGUGGAGUUUCACGAAGACGGUGAUAUUGAAAUGUAUCUUCUUACGCUUAUGAAUAUGGUAUCAUCAUUUUAUAUGGACCCAAGUAUCGGCAAUCUCGUAAAUGUUGUCGUGGUGAAAAUAAUACUAAUAGAUGAAGCAAUUGCUGAACCAGAUUUAAAUAUUACUUUUAAUGCCUCUUUGACUUUAAAAAACUUCUGCAAAUGGCAGAAAACUUUAAAUCCAGAUAAUGACAAUGAUCCUCAUCAUCAUGACGUAGCAAUUUUAAUUACGAGGACCGAUAUUUGUGCUCAAGGAAAUUAUCCUUGUAAUACACUUGGUGUGGCGAAUAUUGGCGGAAUGUGCAAAUCUGGAAGAAGCUGCAGCGUUAAUGAAGAUACUGGCAUCACUUCAGCUCAUACCAUGGCUCAUGAGAUGGGGCAUAACUUUGGAAUGUUACAUGACACUGAAGAAACUGGCUGCAAAGGUAGGCAUGGCAACGUUAGGCACAUCAUGAUGCCGUCGUUUGACGCAGAGACCGCGGUGGUCAGCUGGUCAAAUUGCAGCCGCAGGGAGAUUACCAAUUUUCUGGACAAGGGUUUAGGAAAGUGUCUUCAAGAUCCACCGCAAGACUUACAGGAAUAUGAAUAUCCAGUAUUGCCUCCUGGAGCUUUAUACAAUGCUGACUACCAAUGUCGCUUUCAAUUUGGUGCUGAAGCUACAGUUUGUUCGCCACCAGAUGAAAUCUGUGAUCGUUUGUGGUGCAAUGUGAAUGACACUUGCAGUACUCAACUAAGACCAGCUGCGCCAGGCACAAAUUGUGGAAAACAUAAGUGGUGCCAAAAUCAGAAAUGCGUACCAAUGAUGGAGCCACCUGUGCCUAUUGACGGCGGUUGGGGUGAGUGGAGUUCCUGGAGUGAAUGUUCUCGUACUUGCGGAGCCGGCGUAUCCAUUAUGGAACGUGAAUGUGAUCAUCCUACCCCAACUGCAGGAGGAAAAUUCUGUGUAGGGGAACGACGGAAGUAUCGUAUUUGUAACACGGAUCCUUGUCCUGAAGGUGGACCAACAUUUCGGGCAGUACAAUGUUCCUCCUUCAAUAAUCGCACUUAUAAAGGCAAGAAAUACGAAUGGCAUCCAUAUUUCGAGAAAGACCAGCCGUGCCAACUUUAUUGCAGUGAUGCCAAAGAAACUGUAAUUGUUCCAUGGGGUCCUUAUGCAGCGGACGGGACGCCCUGCAACAUUGUGUCAAGAGACGUUUGUAUAUCUGGAAUAUGCAAGAGCGUAGGUUGCGACUGGGUGGUGGAUUCGGCGGCCAAGGAGGAUGAAUGCGGAAUAUGUCAAGGAGACGGAACUAAAUGCGACAAAAAGGUUGGAAUCUACACCAAACAGAGUCACUCACAGGGUUACAGGGAAGUAGUGGUGAUUCCGCCGGGCGCUCGCAAUAUUCGCAUCGAAGAAAAGGAUCGCUCGUUGAACUACAUCGGUGUCGGAGCAGCUUUGCAUAAAAAAUUCUAUCUCAACGGAAAACGUCACAUCACGCUACCGGGAGAGUACACCGUUGCGGGAGCCCAAGCACUCUACGAAAGGGACAACGAACUGGAGAAAAUACGCAUCCCAGGUCCAAUCCAAGAGCCCAUCGUGGUUUAUGUAAUAUACAUAGGUGAUGCUUUUAAUCCGGGAGUUGAGUACAAAUAUUCGAUAUGGAAACCAGAGACUACUAAACAAGUGAAGUACACAUGGAUUCUAGGCCUUUGGUCACAAUGUUCAGCUACGUGUGGUGGUGGUUUUCAACACAGAGAGCCACUUUGUCAAGAAUCGACCGUCUCUACUGUGGCCUCUGAAUUAGAUGGACCCUCCAUUGUCGAUGAACUAAUGUGCGAACCAUCCGAAAAGCCCGAACAACUCAAGAGGUCCUGCAACGACGAUCCCUGUCCUUAUCACUGGUGGAUUGGACCUUGGCAAUCGUGUCCGGUUACUUGCUCGAAUGAGGUGGAACCACCCAUGCAGCGCAGAAGCGUUAUGUGUGUAGAUGGCCAAGAGAUGGCAUUCGCUGACAUUUAUUGUGACAGAAAAGCCAAACCUUACGAAUACCAACCCUGUCCGAAUAAUUUGCCUCCGUGCGAAAACGAUAGGAAAUAACCGUCUGCUUGGAAUUUCAGAUUUGUCAUACAUUGCAGUAUUAUAAAUAUACAAAAACCUGUUUCAAAUUGUUGCACGGUGUUACAUUAGUUAUACAUUAAUGAAUUAAUAAAUAUUAUAAGUGAAAA